CGCUUUCGUCAUCUCCUAAUCCUUAUCUUAAUCCACACAACUCACAUGCGCGAUCGCCAUCCGCUACAAAUAUGCCAUCGGCUGUCCUUUCACAAGCCCCGCCAUCUACGCGACCUGCCUCAUACCAUCCGCCAAGUAACACUUCUUCAAAUGUCUCACAGCUGCCGUCAGCCGUAACGUCACCAGUACAAUGGGUCACAAAGAACGAUCGGGACGCCUCAUCGAAUCGACUUUCACCGGCAUCGCAGGUGGUAGCGCCUGCGGCGACGCAUUGGGUCACAAAGAAUGGCGGGAGCUCGCCUCCAAUUCAAUUUCUGCCGCCUUCACAGACCUAUCAAAGCUCGUUGGCCAGUUCAAAAGCCGAACUGAUAAUUGGUAUCGACCUCGGACCUGCGACCUCGUCGGUAGCCUUCGCAUAUGCAACCAACACCGAAGCUAGAGAAGAUAUCAUAACGGAGUGGCCAGGAGCUGGGCACCAUACAAAACCCAGGAUUCCCUCGUCGAUAUACUACGACACCUACUCGAACGUCAUCGGCUGGGGCCCGGACACUGCCGACGCCAUCGAGCGAACUAGAUAUCCCAGAGGCGUAACAACUAAAGUAGAAUGGUUUCAUGUGUAUCUGCAAUUAGAAGGCGGGAACCCCUACCUCGAUGCAAAAUCCAUGCCGCCCCUUCCAGCUGGAAAGUCUGCUGUGGAAGUAGUAGGCGAUUAUCUUUCCCGCCUGCGCGAAGCAACUCUCGCAUCCUUAGUGAAAUCGCUCGGUCCGAGAAUCCCUAACGAUGCAUCAAUCGUUCGAUACUACUUCUCUCAUCCUCCUAUAUGGAACGAGGGUGCAAAAACGGCUUUCAGAAGGGCUAUUGUGCAUGCUGGAUACGUGCAAGAUGUGAACGAUCCCCGGGUAACUCUCAUGUCGGGUCCUGAAGCGUCAGCACAUUUCUGUUUCAAAACUGGCUUACUCAAUCUGAAGCAGCAUGACGCAGUACUAAUCGUAGAUUGUGGUGCGAGUUUUGUCGACCUUGUUGCAUUGGAAUUACGCAGCGAGUCUCCGUUCAGGGUUCAGGAGUGUACGGGCAGUAGUGGUGAUGCUUGCGGAUCUAACGCGGUAAAUCGGAACUUCUCCAACAUCCUGCGAGGUAAAAUCCGUAAAAUGGGACUGCCAGAUGGAUCUAAGACUGCUGGCAAGAUCUACGCAAAGUCUAUCAUGGAGUUUGAAAACCGUAUCAGGACCGAUUUCAGGAACAACGGUCAGAAAUGGGCGGCCGAUGUCGGGAUUGAGGCUGAAUUUCCCGAAGCAGGCAUCGAGGAGGGAUACAUGACGUUCACAAAUGAAGAGAUCCUUGCAUCCUUCGAGCCUGUCGUCGAGAGAAUCUUUAGCUUGAUCAAUAAUCAAAUCAUCGCUAUCCAAGCAUGCAACAUCAAUUUAAAGUACAUGCUCAUCGGCGGCACUUUCGGUUCUUCUGAAUAUCUCUUUCAGCAGAUCAAAAUGCAUGUGCCAUGGAACGCUUGUACCGUUGUGCGACCGAUGGAUAGCGAGGCAGCUAUCGUUAAGGGUUUGGUCGCUGCCGGAAUCACGGACAGAUUGACCAGCUUCAACUCCGACAUCCUGCCGAAAUGCUCCGUAUUCUCUCAGCAGAGCUACUACCUCUCCGUCGCAGAAUUCUUCAUCCCAGGCAUUCACCCGGAACGCUUCCGAUUGCAAUGUCCAGAUCAAGAUCGCUGCGCCUAUGGCGUUCGAAAGGUACUCAGUGCUGGAAUGCAACUUCAACCAGACCAAAAGUUCUCUAUCCAGACUUCCAAAAUGGUCAAAUUCGACCACGUUGGCUCGCUCGUACUAGUGGAUAAGCUCUGGUCGGCUGAUGCGGACUUGCAACUGGACCCAUCGGGGAAAAUAUAUAUGUACGAGGAUGAUCGAGGUUUGGACACAGUUGAGUGGGGCAUACACUAUCAACACCAUUUUUUCGAUCAAGGCCUCCAGCAUAGUCUCAUCCAGUGCGCCGCGGAGAUCAGAACGGAUUUCACGGACAGGAAUCCGGAUGCUGAGUUUCGGAAAUUCAGGAAUGAUCAAGGGAUAUGGUAUCUCAUUGAAUAUGAGAUCGACAUUAAGUUCCCGCAGCUGGAAUUUGAGGUAUUCUUCAAGGGUCAGCGGGUCAAUAACGUCUCUUCCAAGGUUCGCCUCCAGUAGGUCAGGCUUCCUGGUAGAUCCACGACUUUUCUCCUUUAGAUCACUUUCAAUGCAUACAUACCGGCACAUCUGGCGUUGCGUGUUGCUAUUUGUAUAUCAGCGGGAUGGAAUUGUGGAGAAGCCGCAGAUCUAGACCCACCUAGCCUAUACUUCAACAACAAAGAAAACAGUACCUUAUUG
Molecule: messenger RNA, 2363 nt
Organism: Mytilinidion resinicola
Lineage: Eukaryota; Fungi; Ascomycota; Dothideomycetes; Mytilinidiales; Mytilinidiaceae
Exons: 4
Coding region: 72-2183 (703 amino acids)
Source: RefSeq, a predicted model, not a curated record